Messenger RNA from Prosopis cineraria, 1078 nucleotides. RefSeq names its product 60S ribosomal protein L19-1-like. Gene Ontology annotation, molecular function: structural constituent of ribosome; RNA binding. The record is from RefSeq and is a predicted model, not a curated record. The transcript has 5 exons. The coding region runs from base 126 to 746 and encodes 206 amino acids. Gene Ontology annotation, biological process: translation. NCBI's taxonomy places the organism in Eukaryota, Viridiplantae, Streptophyta, Magnoliopsida, Fabales, Fabaceae. Gene Ontology annotation, cellular component: ribosome; cytosolic large ribosomal subunit.
AAACCCUAACUGCCGACUCUGGUCAUCAUCUUCUCCGGAUAAAAGGAACCGCCUGAAAACUGAAAAGCUCUCUCAAGUCUCAAGUUUCCACUCACGAACACACGCGGAAGCGGGGAAGCCUGGCCAUGGUUUCACUGAAGCUUCAGAAGCGGCUAGCUGCCAGUGUACUCAAAUGCGGGAAGGGGAAGGUUUGGCUUGAUCCCAAUGAAGUCAACGAGAUUUCCAUGGCCAAUUCUAGACAAAACAUCAGAAAACUUGUGAAGGAUGGCUUCGUAAUUAGGAAGCCCACAAAGAUUCACUCUAGAUCUCGUGCUCGAAGAAUGAAGGAGGCCAAGAGAAAGGGUCGGCAUUCUGGAUAUGGUAAGCGUAAGGGUACUAGGGAGGCACGACUGCCAACAAAAGUACUAUGGAUGAGGAGAAUGCGUGUGUUGAGGCGUCUGCUUCGCAAGUAUCGUGAAGCUAAAAAAAUUGACAAGCACAUGUACCAUGACAUGUACAUGAAGGUAAAAGGUAAUGUCUUCAAGAACAAGCGUGUUUUAAUGGAGAGCAUCCACAAAUCCAAGGCUGAAAAGGCCAGGGAGAAAACUCUGUCUGACCAAUUUGAGGCCAAGCGUGCUAAGAGCAAGGCAAGCAGGGAGAGAAAGCUGGCUAGGAAAGAGGAGCGGUUGGCACAGGGGCCUGGAGAGAGAGUACCUCAGGCGGCAUCACAACCACAGGCUGAGGGUGCUAAGAAAACAAAGAAGUGAUGCUGAGCUGAGAUUCCAGUGCACGGAUGCUAAAGAAUGAAGGUUGAUUGUCGGAUGUUGAAUAGAAGUGUCUAUCUUGGAGCUAUUUUGUUAUCUGUCGGAAGCGAACGUACGAACUAAGCUGUAAUAUUAUCUUCUUAAUUUAGUACGUGCUCAAGUCACAUUUUUCUCUUGCGCCAAAUGUAGAGAAUUCAAGCCGAUGAAGGUACAGUAACCCGUAUGUUCGUAUUUUUCCUUUCCUUUUCUUUCUUUCUUUGUUUUUUUUUGGGGGGCUAAACCUUCUGUGCGCUGUAUCCUUUUGAGGUUUUUAAUACAGAAGAAUUUUGUUGGAA